Messenger RNA from Auxenochlorella protothecoides, 906 nucleotides. Its product is annotated as ATP-dependent Clp protease proteolytic subunit-related protein 1, chloroplastic. The record is from RefSeq and is a predicted model, not a curated record. Gene Ontology annotation, cellular component: endopeptidase Clp complex. NCBI's taxonomy places the organism in Eukaryota, Viridiplantae, Chlorophyta, Trebouxiophyceae, Chlorellales, Chlorellaceae. Gene Ontology annotation, molecular function: ATP-dependent peptidase activity; serine-type endopeptidase activity; ATPase binding. Gene Ontology annotation, biological process: protein quality control for misfolded or incompletely synthesized proteins. The transcript has 5 exons. The coding region runs from base 1 to 906 and encodes 301 amino acids.
AUGGGCAUCGGCUUCCACCCCACCUACGAGCCGACGAACGAGCCGGUGGUCCCCUCCUUCUGCCCGGAGUUUGGCCUCACCACCUCCCAGAUGAGGGUGCUGGGACUCACACAGCAGCCGGAGAUCGGCACCUCCAUCGAUCCUGUGAGUCUUUUAAUCAUCCAGGAUACCCUGACGGCCAAGGCGUUCUACGUUGGCGACCAUGUGAGUGAGACCAGUCGCCAGGCGACACGGAUGGCGCGGGACACCAGAGCCCCAGGCCGGGCGCCUCCGGAUUUGCCGUCCCUCCUCCUGGAUGGGCGCAUUUGCUACAUUGGCAUGCCGCUGGUGCCUGCCGUGACAGAGCUCGUCAUCUCAGAGCUCUUGUGGCUGAACUACUCGUCUCAGGACAAGCCGGUGUAUGUUUACAUCAACUCCACAGGCUCCCAGACUGCUGCUGGGGAGAGCGUGGGCUUUGAGACGGAGGCCACCGCCAUCCUGGACACCAUGGCCUACAUCCGCCCCGACAUCUACACUCUGGUGAUCGGCCAGGCCUGCGGCAACGCCGCCAUGCUGCUGGCGUCCGGGAAGAAGGGGUGCCGCUACGCGCUGCCCCACGCGCGCAUCAUGACCUGCCCCCCCCGCCUGAACCGCGCGUUUGGCAGCACCAGCACCGUCAUGAUCCGAGCCAACGAGCUGGAGGCCAACACCCAGGUGUUUGUGGACUUCAUGACCGCGGCCACGGGCAAGGACGCCGCCACGGUGCGCAAGGACAUCGGGCGCAACCGCUACUUCACGCCCGAGGCCGCCAUCGAGUACGGGCUGAUCGACCGCGUGGUGCAGCCCAGUGAGGCGGUGCAGAUCGAGCGCCGCAACUACGAGCUGGAGAUGCGGAUCCCCAGUCACACUGCAGCAGGGCUGGCAUGA